UCCAGGUGCGCGGGAACAGGGCUGAGGAUGGUUAGGCGUCGCACGCGGGGCUCCGCUCAGAGAACUACCUCUCUCCCCUAGAUCUACGCCCUUUCCUGAAACUGGGGAAAGUCACGUGAUUGAUGGUGCCAUGUGACAACAUAACCUCCACCGCCUGUCGAGCUCUACGGAGUCUUCCAGUAACCCGGAUGUGGUUGCGCUUCAUUGAGGGCCUCGAAGAGCAACGUGUCCUAUUGGCGCUGGCAUUCACAUCCGGGUCUUUCCCUGCCUGUUGCUGCCCUCCCCCUGCAAGAUGGCGGAGCUGAACCGGCAGUUACAGGAGUACCUGGCUCAGUCUAAGAAUGGCAGCGGCCCCAGCCCAGCAGCCCCGAGCGCCUCGCGGCCGACGCCAGAUGCAGCCGACGCCGGAGGGAGGACGUGGCUUGGCCGGCUGAGCCCCUUCUCAGGCCGCUCCUCCUCUUCCUCGUCCCCGGCGGCCGGCUCGUGGCCCUGGGCGGCCGAGCCGGACCCCUGGCUGCCGGGGCUGUCGCGCUGGCAGCGGCUGGUGGGGAGCGCGCUGUGCCUGUUACUGGCCGCGCUCUGCUUCGGCCUAGCCGCGCUCUACGCGCCGCUGCUGCUGCUCCGCGCCCGCAAGUUCGCGCUGCUCUGGUCGCUGGGCUCGGCCUUUGCGCUGGGCGCCGCCGGCUUCCUGCGGGGGCCGAGCCGCCUCCUGCGGGAGCCCAGCCGCGGCACCGUGCUCUACCUCGGCGCCCUGGCCGGCACCCUGUACGCCGCGCUCGGCCUGCGCAGCACCCUGCUCACCGCGCUCGGAGCCGCCGCCCAGCUCGCCGCCAUCGCCGGCUGCCUGCUCGCCCUGCUGCCCGGGGCCGCCGGCCUGCGCUACCUCGUCGGCCUCCUGGGCGGCUUCGUGCGCCGCCGCGUCUCCAAAACCCUGCCCGUGUGAGGGCGCGGGACGGCGUGCGCCGAGCAGACCUGGAUGGGGGCUGAGAACAGCGGUCCCCACCCCAUCCCCAGGACGGAUCUUUGCUGCUGUCCCAUGAGGCCGAUCCCCCAUCCCUGCCGGGCGGACGCGGAGGACACGGCUCUCUGGCUGAGCAACCGCCUUUCUGAAUACAGGGCCACAGGCCAUCAGCAUCACGGCCCUCCAGUGCGGCUCGCACGGCUGCCUCCGCGGGGUAUGCGGCUCGGAGGCCGCAGCGGGGCGUGGGUUUCCUGCUGCUCGGGGGUAGGGGGUGACUGAGCGACAAAGCCAGUGCGGGUUCCCCCCCUUCCCACGGUCCUAUUGAAGGCAAGUUCUUCCUACACAACCGGUGCGCUGUGAUGAGGCACUUGGGAGCUGCGCUCUGUUCGUGCGCCUCCUGAGGACGGGGACCUGUACAAAGACACUUGGCUGUAAGUCGGCAGAAGUUACUUGGGAAAGUUCAGGAAAAACUAAUCAAACUUGACAGUUAAUGUGGACAACAGGAGCAAAACCGACCAAAGGAGGGAAGAGUUUUGCUUCUCCAAGGACCAGUGUUGAUGGAGCUGUGGAACAUUUUCUUCUCCCUACCUUUGAACAGUGCAACUAAAAUCCUAAAGCUGCAUCUAUGACUAUACAUUGUCGUUCUUUUACCGUAUUCACGUGUAACAUUUUUGUGUGCCAUCAUUCCCAGUCCUAUCUCAGUAUAUGCUUUGCCUGAUCAGUGCAAAAUGAGCUUUGUAGUAAUAUCCUGGAGUCUGUGUCCUGUUCUGGGUGGUAGAUGACAGGAUUACCAGAUUCCUAUAUCAAGUGUAGGAUCACAUGGCUGAUACUUACUUUGAAGUGGCCUGUAAGAAUACAGAGCCAAGCAUAUUGUUGAUACUAAACUCUACCCAUCAUAGUAUAAUGCUUUGUUGUACUCCUGAGCCUUGCAGGAUUCACUCCAGCUUGGGAUGUGCUGAUACCAGGUGCCUCAUAGGAAAAUCUGUUUAUAGAUAUCCAUGAAACUUCAAAAAAAAGUUGGGUGUAUAUAUAGAGCUCCUGUUUUUGGAUGUUUAUUUUUAACAAUUUUGAGUUCUAGGUAGAUGUCCAAAAAUUUGAGGUGGGGGUUGGACCAAAAGUUGGUCCUUCUUUGUAUAUACUGUAAUGAGUAAUCUCUUUAUUUUUCUUAGUGUGCUUUAAUGUAAUACUAUUUCAGAUAGUGCUACUUAAAGUGCACUAAGGAACCUUUUAUACACCCUAGCAGGGUCUGUGUGGACCUAUUAAUACACAACAUAUGUACUUCAGAAAUCACACACCCGUAGUCUGCAUUACUGCUGUGUUGAUCAGCCCUUAGACGCAAGUUAACCAUAUCCAGUAUUGAUUGGAUAAAUACUGUUUCUCUUUUUGGAGCAGGGGUUUUAUUGGUUAAAACCUAAAAUCAGCUCUAGAUACAUAUUACGAGAGAUGUUGUUUCAUGACAUCUUUAUAUCAGAUUACAAUUGUAAAGAGUCUAAAUGUAGUGAUCAGCUGUAAUUGCAGCCAUCUUUGAUUGGCUUAUAGGGUAGUCUAGUGAAUGUUGACAUACCCAUUCCAUUUAACUGUCUUUUAAAAAAAAAAAAAUCCCUGACCUUCACUGUAUUGAAAACAACAUGAGCAUUGGCCUGCUAAACCCAGGAUUGUGAGUUCAAUCCUUGAGGGGGCUAUUUAGGGAUCUGGGGCAAAAAUCUGUCUUUGAGCAGAGGGUUGGACUAGAUGACCUCCUGAGGUUCCUUCCAACCCUGAUAUUCUAUGAACAUUCUUUAACAAGUAGCAUUCAUAGAGGUGAUGGAUCACAAAGUCAUAUCCUUGGACAAGCAGGGGCAUACCUCUUUUACGUAGGGAAUCACAAAAAAAGUGAAAGCAUAUCAUAGAGACCAUUUAGUUCUUUGCAGUAAGACUGCCAGAAUGGUGCUACAGAAGCUUUUGCCUCCAGAGCUGCAGAGUCAGUUCCUGAAGUCCUCGUCCAUUGGUUCUAGGAGUCGGGCAGGCACUACUUAUUUAGCAGUGAUGCUUGUAGCCUGACCUUGAGAAAUAGAUGGGCUAGUAGAGGCUGGGCAUAUUGCAAAAAAACAUACUUGAGUAUUCUUAUCAGAUGCUACUUAAGAAGAGAGUAUCUUAAUCUACUCAUUUAAUAUUUGCACAGAACUACAGUAAACAAAUGCUUAACUUUAUAAAUUGUACAUCUAUUUUAAUAAAAUAUUUUUAUACUAAAGUGUUAAUCUAGACAGUAGCAGGUCUAGUUUGUUUUUUUAAAACAGCAGCACUGAAUCUGUCUUCCUGUUUACUUUUAUAGUUUAAUUUGGAUUUAUAUCGGUGUAAUAUCAGAUUAGUGUGAGAUUGCUUCUAAACUAAACCUAGGUUAAAGUUCUUGGAUGAGAUUAACUUUUUUAAAAUGUAGGUUAAAAUAUUUACGGUAAAAGCCUAGUAAAUCCUUCAUCUCUCUGGUAAAAGGUCUCAUAUGGAAAAUGACAAAAUCCUCCCACUACCGGAGGCUGGCCACAAGAACCUCCAACCACUAAUCUACUCCACAGGCUACGGUUGUAUCUGCAGUUUUGUAACAGGGACAGUAGAUCUGCACAGAUCCAUUGGGUCACAGCAGUGCAUGGCUCUAUAAAGAGCUGAGGAUGUCCUGGUUCUGCCUCAUAGGCAUUUUCUUCCCUUCCUCCCCCUGAAAGCAGCAGCGCUAGUGUGGCUCUUCUGCAUUAUGGACUUAAAGAUAUUACCCUAAAGUUAACAAGAGCUUUUGUGUACCAAUUGUGAUCAUAUCCACAUGGCUUGUCUUAAGGGAGCUCAAAGCUUUAAUUUAGAAUGGUGUGGUUUGGGGAAGGUAGUUUUUCCUAAAGUCCAGUAUUAAGAAUUAAACAGGGUUUUAGGUUAAAGGAGACCUGCAGAGGAAAAACAGGGUUUUUGUAAAUUUUUUUUUUUUUUUUAAACCUUUCAUUUCUAGUGUUUUCCUGUUGUUGGGCUCAGAUGUAUGGAGUGAGUUUUUCAGCCCUUAAAUAAUGGUAGAGUGGUUGCUGAGUUCUCUUUUCUUCCAGCUGUUUGAAUUACAAUAUUUAUCUUCCCCUUUAUUACAUCCUAAUACAACUAGGAUCUGCCUUGAGCUGCAGAAAUUAAUUUACACAGAUAAGCUAUAACCUUCAUCAGAAGUCCCCAUAUAGAAAUUUAACCUUUUCUUUAAGCAAGAAGCCACGAGCCUGUGCCAAGUCUGGCUCAGAAGAGUCUGCUAAACUGUUCUGUGCGUAUCAUUUCCUUAGGGCUACUUCUCUCUUCAGCCAUAGUAUAAUAAACUUUGUAAGCUGACCACCUCAAACAUUCUGGAGCAUUUCUUGUGUCACUGUAUCUGCAAUAAAACAAUUAGGCAGUGUUCCUAUUCACUACCCUGUGACUCAGUCACAACUGUUCUGUACAAUAGAAGCAUAUAUCUGAAUGACAGCUGCUGAGUAAGCAGGAAUGUGAAGAUCAUAGCAAUUCUCCUUUAUCCAUGCUUUGAUCUGUUUAAAUAGAGUUCCUACAAAUAUCUCAAAUCCAUAACCUAAUUAGACUGUAGACAGGGGAAGAUAGAUGGCUUGGCAAAAUAAGUGGGUGAAGGAGUGGCUGCCACAGCCGACACUCACAGAGUGAGGAUUAAUUUACUCUUUCCUUAUGAUUUCUUAAACAAGCUCCCUCAGCCCUACACUUGCUUUUCCUUAAUGUACUAUUUACCCUAGGGGGUUGUGGAAAAAAAAAUUACUAGUGCAAAUAUGAAAAGGAUGAUAGUGGUAUUUUAAUCAGCCACCUCCCACAUUUGAUCUUGGUUCCUAAUGCUAUAGGGUGGGAAAUCUGAUUUUCAGGAAGAGGCUAGCUCUAGGUAAUACUAAUUUCUUAAAUGAGGUUUAGGGUACUUAGGUAGCUAUCUUAGAAAUACUUUAGACAGACAUGCUGGUGGAUGAAGCCAGAUAAUCUCAUAUGUUAUGGUGAUAACUGAAACACCAUAAUUGGUAAACAACUUUAUUAUGAAAUGCAAAUAAUUGUAAUGUUGCAAUGGCACUAAACAAAAUCCUGUGGAGAAUACUUAAAAAUCUUUAAAAUCAGGGUGGCUUAAUGGUUCAGAAUGCACCAGCUUGUAAUUUAGUGGCCAUUCCUCAUUUCUCUGCAGUGUGGGGUGUACUACAGUACUGUAAAAAAUUAUAUACAUCCCUGUUAAUCAAGAUGCCGAAUGUCUAUCACUUAUGGUGUAAAACUAACACCAUGGAGAACAAAGGACAGAUCCCUUUGCAAGGCUUGAAUCAAUGAGGAUUAGCAGGAGCAGAUGAACACUGAAUGUGCAAACUGGAUUAGGAUGCUUGCUCAUAUGAUCUAUAGUUCAAAAGAAGCUUUUCACAGCAUUCCCCAUAUGUCCUUUUACGAAAGGUAGGGGAGGGAGCAUUGGUGUGGUUUUGGUUUUUGUUGUGUAUGUAUGUACUGGACUCAACUUCUUCACAACAGAUAACAUUUUUAAUAGCACAAGAAUGUUGCUAAAGGUGUAAAAAUAAAAAUUCUCAAAACAUGAAACCCCAACUGAUUGUAUUAAGGCAUUAGGAACUGUACUGUAGAAACUUCUAGAGCUAGUCCUAUGGUGCCAUGUACGUGACAUAUGGAAAUUCUAUGGAAGAUGGGGUGUUUUGUAGUUUCAUGGAGAGUGUAAAAAUAAAGAAUCACAUACUGCA
Chrysemys picta bellii (western painted turtle) is the source of this 5667-nucleotide messenger RNA. RefSeq names its product SFT2 domain containing 3 (gene SFT2D3). The record is from RefSeq and is a predicted model, not a curated record. Gene Ontology annotation, cellular component: membrane. NCBI's taxonomy places the organism in Eukaryota, Metazoa, Chordata, Testudines, Emydidae. Gene Ontology annotation, biological process: vesicle-mediated transport.